CCCAGCGUGCCUUGCGGCGCCAGUUCCUUUGCGCCGGCCGUUCUCCCCCGGAGAGGCCCGUAGGCCGCAGCCAUGGCGCCCAGCCGGAACGGCAUGAUCCUGAAGCCCCACUUCCACAAGGACUGGCAGCGCCGCGUGGCCACGUGGUUCAACCAGCCGGCGCGCAAGAUCCGCAGGCGCAAGGCCCGGCAGGCCAAGGCGCGCCGCAUCGCCCCGCGCCCCGCGUCCGGCCCGAUCCGGCCCAUCGUGCGCUGCCCCACCGUGCGCUACCACACCAAGGUGCGCGCCGGCCGCGGCUUCAGCCUGGAGGAGCUGCGGGUGGCCGGCAUCCACAAGAAGGUGGCGCGGACCAUCGGCAUCUCCGUGGACCCCCGCCGGCGGAACAAGUCCACCGAGUCCCUGCAGGCCAACGUGCAGCGGCUCAAGGAGUACCGCUCCAAGCUGAUCCUCUUCCCCCGGAAGCCCGCGGCGCCCAAGAAGGGGGACAGCUCUGCCGAAGAGCUGAAGUUGGCCACGCAGCUGACAGGACCCGUCAUGCGCAUCCGCAAUGUGUACAAGAAGGAGAAGGCCAGGCCCAUCACAGACGAGGAGAAGAGCUUCAAGGCCUUCGCCAGCCUUCGCAUGGCCCGCGCCAACGCGCGGCUCUUCGGCAUCCGGGCGAAGAGGGCCAAGGAGGCUGCGGAGCAGGAUGUAGAAAAGAAAAAAUAAAUUAUAAAGUGUUGUCGGUUAACUGGAGCCGAGUGUGUCUGG
This is a messenger RNA of Talpa occidentalis (Iberian mole), 750 nucleotides long. It is a transcript of the gene RPL13, whose product is annotated as ribosomal protein L13. The transcript is spliced from 6 exons. NCBI's taxonomy places the organism in Eukaryota, Metazoa, Chordata, Mammalia, Eulipotyphla, Talpidae. Gene Ontology annotation, molecular function: RNA binding; structural constituent of ribosome. Gene Ontology annotation, biological process: translation. The record is from RefSeq and is a predicted model, not a curated record. The coding region runs from base 73 to 708 and encodes 211 amino acids. Gene Ontology annotation, cellular component: cytosolic large ribosomal subunit; ribosome.